Molecule: messenger RNA, 5629 nt
Organism: Pocillopora meandrina
Lineage: Eukaryota; Metazoa; Cnidaria; Anthozoa; Scleractinia; Pocilloporidae
Source: the annotation of a GenBank genome assembly
AUGUCAUUCAGAGGUGGGCGAGACGUAGAUCGUUUGAUAUCCGCCAUUCGAAGAAGAACACGGUAUUAUUUUAACUGUUUUUCGCCAGCUUUGGUUGUAAUACUUCUAGCACCGGUUUCUACAGCUUUCAAGCCAGUCUUCUUUAAAGUAGGUAGCGAAUGAGUUAAAUGUUUGUCUCUUUAUGAAGUUGAUAACUCACAGCUAAUUUGACAAUCAGCGAGAUGACUUGUUAUGUUAGGAAUUGAAAAAUAUGUAUGUGUUGUUUAUCGCGUUCUCACGUCCAAUCGUUCUGAUUACACGCUUCCCUAUUUAAGAACGAUUUAAUUUAUCUCUGUUACACAUUGAAAGGAAAAUUAUUUUACAAAUAAGUUCGUAACGACAAACACAGUUUCCCGAUGGUUAACAGAAAUAUCAUUAUACCGACAAAGUUGCUUUGUUACGACGGUUGAAUGCACCAUGUUUUCCUUCUAAGGCUUCGAGAAUUACUCAAGUAUUUUAAAUACUUUCCGUUUCCAAAUGAUGAGUGUUUAAAUGAAGAUUUAUGACAAACAAGUACAGUCUGACAUAAUUCAAGACGAUAAUUCAUAAAAAUUCAAUUAAUUUUUUAUUCCUCAGUCAACUGGGAAGCUCUUUAUUAGCAAUAAUAAUAGAUCCAGCUUCCCAAAUUUCAGUUAUUUUAAAUUAAUCGCGUUUAAAAGGUUCGGUUUGACAAAUAUCACACGACCAAAAAUUAACAGUAUUUUCCAAAGUAAAGAUUCCGCCCUCUUGUACUCUUUCGUAAUGACCCCACGGAAUAAUAAUUGAUCAUUAGACAACAGAGAUUAAAUACAACAAUACUUCUGAACAAAUCUAUACUCAAGACAGAAACAGUAUGAACUUGUUUUCUCUAGUCGAACGAAAGAAAAAAAAACCUUUCGAGCGGCAGUUCAAACACUGGCUUCACUAAACAUUUUGCCUGUGGCACGUGGCCGUCUGUAGACAUCAUGUGAGGUAAAAUACUUUGAUACAUUUGUCACAAGUAAGUCACACCAACCUAGAAUUAAGAGCUUGUUCGAUGUAAUCGUCUUAGUCAAACUUGAAGUGGUUUUCAUCAUCAGGGCAAAUGUCAAACUCUCCUCGUCACUCGUAAAUCAGAGUAAAAUUUUUUAGCUGUUUGCCAGCCGCUUGCCUUGAAAAAAUAUAUAUCUAAAACUUCCUCUGGGAAAUUGAUUUUUCUUCUUCUCUUCCCUAACCAUGCUUUAAAAUUACGUUAUGAAAUAAGUGUGUCGUUAAAUUUGCAUGGAUAAAAAUCAACAUUGCGUGAAGUAUUGCUUGUAUUGACCCGGGGAAGUGGAGAGUUCAAAAUACUGUUGUAAAUGGCACAAGUGCUGUUGAGGGUCUCACAUACUAGUUUCUAUCACUGAAUUUAUUUCGUUGUCUAUUGUAAAAUAUCCAAAUGGAAAGGAGGCAGUUUUUUAAAACUAUCGUGCUUUUCUAAUGAGAUUAAGAAUUGAUCGUCUCGCGUGAGGCGAUUUAAUAUAUAGACUAAGUCCCUCUUGACCUGUCAAUGUUUGCUUUGUCAUUCAAUGGGGACACUCACAAGGUUAUUAAUAAUCAGAACGAAAACUUCUUAUUCUAGUUGGUGACCAAGAAUGGAAAAAGUUGAGAUACAUAUCAGGUGCGACAGGCAUAUAUAUAUAUAUAUAUAUAUAUAUAUACACAAUUGCAAUACAAAUGAAGCCGAAAUUCUCUUGUUAUUAUUGGAUACAACUGAACUCCAAUAAGACCAAAAAGCCAACUGUUUGACCUUUCGAAAUAGAAACAUCACGCGAUCUGUUUUUUUUUUUUAAGUUUUCCUUCUUGAAGCCGGCCGGAAAAUAAACUCUCGAUUGACUAAUUGCCGAAGAGGUAAUAAUUGAAAAUGGGUGCAUCCAACAUCAAAAAUUUCCACAGGAAAUAGCAGUUAUAAUUCGAACACACAGUUCAUCAAAACAACUUUUAAAAUACAAUAUCAUUUUUCAGAGAGAAAGAAAAAAACUAAACAUGAAAUUCACCAAGAGCAAAAUGAAAAGUGAAAUCUUGUCAGUAUUUUGUGGAGCCCUAGCAAUGUUGAAAUAACUAAAUUUUUAAAGCACUAGGAUAAGAAAUAGUAUCAUCGGUAAGGAAGAUAUUGUAUCUAUCUAUUCAAUAUGAAACUGAAAUCCUAAAAAUUUCUAUUUUCGGUUUAUUGAUAAGUUCAGAGAGUGCCCUUUUCUUAUUCUUUUAAAAUUUGUUUUGCCUAAGAACAAAGAUAGUAGUACAACAAAUUAGGGUGUCCUGACUCGACUUUGAAAUAUCGAAUACAGUUUAAAAGGAUGCUUUUCAAAGUUUUUCAGCCCUUAACAAAAUUUAUUAUAAUCACAUCACUGUUCGAUAUUGACCUUUGUGGCUCAUCCAAGUUAAAUUUUAGAUGCACUUACAACAUGCGUAAUUGUCUUUUCGCAGAUGGCCAUCUUGUAGUCUCUUCGAAACGUUAAAAUGAAUUUAACCUUAGAAGAGUCACUCUUAAGUUGUUUUUUAACAAUUGAAGAUCGAUAAAAAAAGAAAGGGGUUUUGUUGGUUUGCAGAUUUUGGGGGUCGGUUGCAAUUUUUGUACUUCAUUCCAGACCUUGAAUGAUCAGUUGCAUCAGGAAUUCCAAGAAAGAUUCCUAUAGGGUUGUUAUGUUUAAGUAGAGAUUUAUAGACUUACCAACUCCUUCUCCCUCAAAAGGUGUUCACUAGCCUGUGUGACUUUCUAUCAUGUCUGUUCACAUUGCCGUGACAACGAUAUUAACCCUCCUCAUCGUUGUGGACAUCAUCGGUAACUCUCUUGUUUGUAUCAUCAUAACAAGGAAUUCUGAAAUGAGGUAUGUCCAGCUUUUAUUAGCAACUUCAGACAAUUUGUAAAAAAAAGUCAACAAGCCUUUGGUCCUAAGCUAAUUUAUAACCAAAAUUACAAUAAAGACAGACUCGCUUUCCAUUUUGUGAAGGUUGUUCUGGCAUUUCUCUUGAUUUCAUAAACAUCCCUGGGAAUUUUUUUAUUGGCUAGUACUACAGCAGAUAAAAUAAUACAACAGAUCUUGCUACGGAUAAAAUCUAAGCUUGGCGAUACUCGAAAAUCUGAUAUUCACCGCGUCUCAAGUCUAUUUACUGGCUUGAUAUCGCCAUAAAAACCGAAUAAGAGCCGGAAUCGGAGAAGGUGGCAUAAGCUGAGGUCCUAAAAACCCCUGCUGAUUGUUCCUUUUUUUUCUAUGCCACACAUUGUAGUGCCUACUGAGAAAAACAAUGAGUGAAGUUUGGUACUUCAAUGCGGGGAAAUUUCUCAUUAUCGGAUAAUUUAUUCUAUGAAUGAAUUCUUUGGUGAAAAAAAUUGACUGUACUACACGGAUUAGCAAAUAUAGCUAACUUCAUUCCGUCUUUCCAGGUCCAAUCUGUUCGUGCGCAUAUGAAAACCAAACAAACAAACAACUGAAACGCGUUUUACCCGAAAAAAUUCAGCAUGAAAGGAGAUGUACUAAUAACAAAUAUAUUCAACAGGACUCCCAUGAAUUACCUCCUUGCAAACCUCGCGAUUUCAGACAUCAUGUUCGCCAGUUUUCAAGCUCCAAAUCAUAUCCUAAAAAGAGCCUUUACCCACCCGAAAGGAACUGUUGGCUCAACGUUAUGUAAAGUGCUCACUAAUGGAAAUGUGGCAUGGAUAGGAGCGGCGGCUUCGGCUGUAACUCUGGUUGCUAUAGCAGUUGAACGUUACUUCGCAGUGGCGUGUCCCAUUGGUACCCAAAGAAAACUUACCAAACAGAAAGUGAAGGUUAGUUAAGAAUUCAGACUAGAAAUCGUCUGUCUGGGUGUCACUGAAAAACAUUCAGAAGUUAGUUAAUGUUGUUCCAAACGGAAUCGUUUAAUACCACACAGCAAGCUUGUUCAGGAAUUGCUGACAUAGCUGUAAGUCCCUGCUUUCAAUUCCAUUUCCAUGCCUUUUCUCCUAUUUCACUUGAAUUUGAUCAGACAAAUAAUUUCAUUUAACAAUUACAGAGUAUGGUUAAAACAUGAAUUUCUGACAGAAGUAGCGUUCUCUCAAUUCAGGUAAUCAUUUUUGGAUAUUGGAUCUUUGCGGUGACUUUAAACUCGCCAUUGAUUUCGGUGACGAUAUUCGACGAAACAACCGGCGACUGCGAGCGGUAUUGGCCUGAGCAGUGGAUGGGUGCAGCAAAUGAGACCACGUGGCUUGUACUGUUGGCCUGUAUUCCUUUAACAAUAAUGACAGGGUUAUACUCAAGGGUUGUGUAUAAAUUGUGGUUUCAGCGAAAUGAGGAAAAUAGAUCAGCGUGUCGAGAAAAGGUAAAUAGUGAAAGGGAGGAGGGGAAAACGUCCCAAAAUUUUAAUUCAUUUUGCUAUCUUUCUUCGUAAAGUUUGAAACCAUCCAGUAACCUGUAAUGAGCUGCGAACAAUUAUGGGAAAUGGAGUUGCUGUUAGGGCGAAGUCAGUUACAGUAGCUCAGUGAAAUCGUAAACAUUAUAAGCCUUAAGAAUCUCUUUCAAAAACGUGGAGAAGCAUUGUUUCUCCAGCACUUAAAUCCCCAUUUUUGACUUUCAGGGAGUACUGAAGGUGAGGAAACGAGCCACCUUGAGUGUGAUCACAGUCAGUGCCAUCUUUGGAAUCUGUUGGAUCACUGGCUUAUUGGUUUACGUUUUGAGUUACUACGACAUCCUCAUGUUUGGCUCGGCUUCGUGCGUCAUUGCUGACACCUUGUUUAUGUUUAAUUCUGUUGUCAACCCGUUUGUUUACUCGCUGCUCAACCAACGUUUCAGACAGAAGCUGAAGGGAAUGAUGUGUUGCUUAUCCUUUCCUGCCAACGAGGAUCUCACCCUAAGCGAACCUGGUGAAGCUGCACUUCCUAAAAACUCUCCGCACGCGACUAAUUCUUCAGGAGCAUGCACAAGUUCAACACUAUCGAUAACCAAAUCCGAAAAACGGUUCAGCAGUAAUUUGACUCAACUGUGAGAAUAAAUUAAAGAGCGGAAAUUUUCUGGGACUCGAACAAUUUUCUUGGAGUUUUUACAAAUAUUUAGAUAUGGGAAAAGAAAAUCCAGUAAAAGAAAAAACAUUUUAUCUACCACUUGCUUACACUCCAGCGAGUUUAGGAUCGAAAGGAAUGGUUACCUCAAUGCUGUAUAGAUAAAAAAAAAGCACUGCUGUUGUUAACGCGGAAAAUUUUAUUUUUUUUAGCAUUCUCAGUUAGCUUGCUAGGGGUUUAUUUUAGUCAGUAAGGAAGUAGCCCAUGGACACUUGACUAACUGAUUAAGGAUUUGACUUAACUAAAAAACUGGCAAUAUAUAUGAGAAAUUCGACGCCCAAAUGUCCAUCAAUACAAAAAGCAUUUAAGCGUCCACUAGUUUAAACGCUUAAUUCACUAAAUGGACAGAAUCGGCCAGCAUAGUACCAUGUAAAUAAAACAUACUGUCGUUGUAAUCCAGUUUGUCUAAAAUAACGAUUAAACUGAAAACUACAAUAUUUCUUAGAUUACCUCAGUUCUUGAGUUUUAGCAAGUGAGUGCCCUUGUAGCACUCGAGUGAAGCAAUAAUUGAAUUUAUUUAAUUAUAAUUCGUUGUGUGCGUGCCAUUUCGAACGCCUA